Anoplopoma fimbria (sablefish) is the source of this 1098-nucleotide messenger RNA. Its product is annotated as P2Y purinoceptor 14-like. Gene Ontology annotation, biological process: G protein-coupled receptor signaling pathway. The record is from RefSeq and is a predicted model, not a curated record. Gene Ontology annotation, molecular function: G protein-coupled purinergic nucleotide receptor activity. Gene Ontology annotation, cellular component: membrane. Lineage: Eukaryota; Metazoa; Chordata; Actinopteri; Perciformes; Anoplopomatidae. Bases 1 to 1098 code for a protein of 365 amino acids. The transcript is spliced from 3 exons.
AUGAGCGGCCCCGGAGGACCCGGAGCGUCCUCAGAAUCCAACCUGACCAACGGAAACAGUUCGUCUCACUGCACUCAGGUGGACACCUCGGCCCACGUCUUCUUCCUGCUGGUCUACACGCUGGUGUUUCUGGUGGGUCUGCUCCUCAACGGCUUCACGCUGAAGGUUUACUUCUGCCGUGCUCAGCAGCAGGCGUCCAGCAGCGUCACCGUCUACCUGAAGAACCUGGCGGCCGCGGACUUCCUGGUCAGCCUCUGUCUGCCGAUCCGCAUCACCAACUACGCCAGCGUCUCUGUCUCCGUCCGCCAGCUCUACUGCAACUACGGGGCCUCCGCCUUCUACCUGAACAUGUACGCCAGCAUCCUGUUCAUGGGCUACAUCGCAGCCAACAGGUAUCUGAAGAUCGUCCAUCCUUUAGGAACUCACGUCCUGCAGACAGUGCGAGCCGCCUACAUCAUCGCCACGGUAACCUGGGUUCUCCUGCUGGCCACGAUGAGCAUCUACGUGGCCCUGUCGCUCAGCACCCAGGAGCCGCUGACGUCCAUCUCCAACGCCGUGCAAUGCGACGUCCUGCACAGCAAGCAGCUCAGCAUCUUCUACAAAAUAGUCCACAGCGCCUCCGCCCUCGUCUUCCUGCUGGUCCUCGUCUCGCUGGUCUUCUUCUACUACAGCGUCUCCCGCAGGCUGGCGCUGGCGCAACAGAGGCAGCCGGCGUCCUCCGGGUCCAAGAAGCUCGCCAAGUCCCGCAGGAACAUGUUGGUUCUGGUCAGCGUCUUCUGCGUGUGCUUCGUCCCGUACCACCUGGUCCGCCUGCCCUACGCCUUCCUCAAGAGGCACUGCUGGUGGAGCCAGGCGUUCUUCUACCUGAAGGAGCUGACCAUCAUGGUGUCGGUGCUCAACGUCUGCCUGGACCCGCUCAUCUACUUCAUCUUCUGCAAGGCCUUCAGGGCCCAGCUGAGCCCGGGGCGGAUGUUCAGCACCACCGCCACGCAGGGAGCCAACACCGGGAGGAGGAGCAGCGACGGGCGGUUGAGCAUCGUCAGAAACAACAGGAAGACGUCGCUCACCACCUCCACCAGGCAGAUCGGCAUGCUGUAG